GCUCUGGAUAGAAGAACCUUUGUUCGUGAUAUUAUGCCUGAUGAAACUAUUUUUUCAGUUAAACAAAAAAUACAAUAUGAGGAAAGUACACUUGAUCCCGAUAAACAAGAACUUGUUUUUAAAAGCAUACAAUUAGAAGAUCACAGAAUUUUAUCUUACUACAAAAUCCAACCAGAAUCAAUUUUGAAUUUGACACUUACAAUGAGAUGUUUCAUGAACGAAAUUAUUAUUGAAA
Messenger RNA from Racocetra persica, 235 nucleotides. Lineage: Eukaryota; Fungi; Glomeromycota; Glomeromycetes; Diversisporales; Gigasporaceae. The record is from the annotation of a GenBank genome assembly.